AUGCCUCGAUUAGACGAACAAAUAAUCGGCAGUACGGCGGCCGGUACCCACCGGCACACAUCCAUCGACCGCGACCAACGUGGUGGGACGACAAUAGCCUCCAAGUAUUCUACGAUCUCGAGCGGCGGAGCCGACGACCAUGGGAUGGUGGAGUCGCGGAUGUCUCUGUCGAGCGUUUCUCAAGAUUCAGAAAGGGGACAUCACUCGGUGGUCAACCCGGCCAAUAAAGUGAUGCUUGGAGGUGGUGGUGCUGAUGGAGAUCAAGCUGCAAGUCUUGAUACGAGAAACACGUUACGAGGUCCCAGAAGUAAAGCCGCGGAUUGGGCCAAUAUACAAUGUGGAAAAGAGCCCUUAAGCCUCUUUGAGAGAAAUUCCUACAGAAACAGUUUACGCGUGGCAAAAGAACACAACAUCCAGUACAUUGCAUUUACUGCUAUCUCAUGUAGGGGUGUAUUGUUCAUGGUCUGUUAUCUUUAUGAUGAAGUUGCAGCUCACGCCUUAGCUAUAAUCAAGGAAUUUGCAGGGGGCUUCGAAGAGGUGCAUUUUGUUCUUAUGUCUAAUGAGAUUUAUGAUGUUUGGUUGAGAAAGGCACGUGCAUUACUUCAAGAGCAACCAGAUAUGGUCAAUAUGUAA
Messenger RNA from Striga asiatica, 633 nucleotides. The record is from the annotation of a GenBank genome assembly. Lineage: Eukaryota; Viridiplantae; Streptophyta; Magnoliopsida; Lamiales; Orobanchaceae.